Molecule: messenger RNA, 1459 nt
Organism: Drosophila montana
Lineage: Eukaryota; Metazoa; Arthropoda; Insecta; Diptera; Drosophilidae
Product: chymotrypsin-1
Exons: 1
Coding region: 405-1277 (290 amino acids)
Biological process (GO): proteolysis
Molecular function (GO): serine-type endopeptidase activity
Source: RefSeq, a predicted model, not a curated record
AUGAGUUCUCUAUCUUUUUGGAAUUAUUCCAAACAGAAAUUCAUACUAUUACUAUGGGCUUUUGUUGUCUAAUAUUUAAUUGGCAGUUCCGCUAGCCACAGAUUACGACAUUAUCGCGUGUCUGGCAGUUCGCGAUCAAAGUGCGGCCACGGGGCGUAUGAGUAAUUUGUUGUCAUAGCUAAGAUUUGAUUGUUGUCAUUCGCUUGGCCGCUGACGAGUGGCGGUACUUCUUCGGCUUUACGCGAAUUCUGCCUUAUCAGUGUAUUGGCUAUGGUAAUGUCACUAUCGGAACUUCCCCAGAAUCGAGUUCAGCUCUUAUCUUAACGAUUCGCGUUUUCAAAGAAAGCUGCGAACAGAUAAGCCGUAACAGGUAGCCGACUAUAAAAGGAAAACGGUACCACUAAAUGUCCACAAUUCGAAAUCGAAAUUCGAAAAGCAAACAAUAUACCCUAUAUAAGAUGAAGCUGCUAAUUUUACUUAACGUCGCGCUGUUGAUCGUUGCCCAGUGCGAGGCACGCGAACUAGGAUCAGGUCGACAGUUGAGCCGCCAGCUGGAUUUGGAUGUGGUGCGUCCCGAGUCACGUAUUGUGGGUGGCACCGAUGCACCUGAGGGCUGGGCGCCCUAUCAGGUCUCCAUAAUGAGCACAUUUGGCGAACAUGUCUGUGGAGGCAGCAUUAUAGCCGAGCAAUGGAUUCUGACAGCCGCCCACUGCCUGGAGUGGCCCAUACAGUAUCUUAAGAUUGUCACCGGCACCAAUGAUUAUACAAAACCGGGCGCGGAGUAUCUGGUGGAUGCGGCCAAGAAGCACUGCCAGCAUGAUCAGCCCAUCUAUCACAAUGAUAUUGCGCUUAUACACACGGCCACGCCCAUUGUCUAUAAUGAACGCACACAGCCCAUCAAAUUGGCGAGCGUGGAUAGUUUGAAAGCAGGCGAUAAAGUCACACUAGCCGGCUGGGGCAGCACCAAAGCCUGGGGCAGAUAUGUUACCCAGCUGCAAAAGAUUGAUCUGGCCUAUGUGGAGCACUCGAGCUGCAAGUCGAAGGUGCGCAAUGCCACCUGGGUGGGCGAGGGACACAUCUGCAGCUUCACCAAGGAGGGCGAAGGCUCCUGCCAUGGCGAUUCAGGCGGCCCGCUGAUCGAUGCGAAUCAAACGCUUGUCGGCAUUGUCAAUUGGGGUGAGGCAUGCGCCCUGGGCUAUCCAGAUGUCUAUGCCUCGGUGGUAUAUUAUCUCAACUGGAUCAGCGAGAUGAUGACUGAGCAGGGCAAGGCCUGUUAGGAGCUGCUAGGCACAGAGCGCAGUAGGAACAAAAGCAAGGCGAAUAAAAGCCAAACCGAACAAAAAUUAGAUGUUAAUACAUAUAUACUUAUACAGCUUUAAAGACUUUAGACCUUAAUUCCAAAUAUUGUUAAUUUUAUCAUACAUACAUAUAUCGCAAAAGAAUAAAAUAUUUAUGAACA